AUGCCACUUCAACUCAAACCUCGCUCCCCUCUACCAACCUUCACAUUCUCCCUCGCCUCUCCUUCACCACCUACAGACUUAGCCGCGCCAGUAGGACAGAAUGAACCUAUCCCACCUCGUCCACCGGCGGACUUCAUCCCUGAAAAGGACAUGUAUAUGUUCGGGACGUUUCCCUUGUUUGGUGAUGGGGAAGUUGGAAGGGGGGUGAUCAGAUGUGGGAAAUGUGGGAAGAAAGGUAUAGAAUGGGCUGCAGGGGAACACAGGAGAAUAUGUAAUCAUAUUCUCGAAGGGACACCUCUAACUACCAAGAAAGUAAACACCAAAUCGAGCGGGAAUAAGACUACCGAGUUGAGUAAGAAGAGAAGAGCGAGUGAAGUAUCAAAUCCCAAUUUAUCACCUAAGAAACGUACCAAGCUAUCUACAAUCCCCACGCCGAACGACCUCACUGAAAAGGAUAACGAAGAUGAUGAUUCGAUAGGUGACGAUGAUAUAUCAAUUGAUAUGUCGAAUUACAAAGGGUUGAAGAAGAGUGAGAUCAAGAAGAUCAAAAAGGAGAAACUGAGACUGGAGAGGAAGGAGGCGAAGGAUAAGGAAAAAUCUGAAGUGGCUGAGCGGAAACGGAUGAGAGCUACCAACCCUAUCAAUCUCGAUCGUCAAUGUGGCGUGAUCAACGACAAAUCCGCACCCUGCGCACGUUCACUAACAUGUAAGACCCACACGGUAGGAGCGAAACGUGCCGUUCAAGGUAGAUCCAGACCAUAUGACGAAUUAUACUUGGAAUGGCAAAGAGAACAUAAUCCUAAUUUCAAAGAACCUCAAAAGAGAGAAGUGAAAGAUCCUAAAGAUAAGCAGGCUUCGGCCAAUUUGAAAAAGAAGAAAAAAUCUUCAUCUUCUCAUCAUCUUGGGAUCAAGAGGAGUUUGGGGAUGGGUGCGGAUGAAGGGAUUGAUAUGGAUGAUGAAGAUGGUUUGAAAGAAUUACAAGAAUUGAUUGAAAUCACUAGAUUGGGUGGGAAUAGAGUUAAGAUAUCUUUUGGUAAUUUGGGUUUGGACAAGCCUAAAUUGAUAGAAGAAGAGAAUAUAACGACAACGACGACGACGACGACGACGACAGGAUUGAAAUUACCUAAUGGAAAUGGAAAUGGAAAUGGAAAUGGAAGAGGAUCAAUAAGUAAAGCUACAGCGACCCCCCUUCCGGUAACUCGACCAAUCAUACCUUUUCAACCUAAUUGGAAUAAUUCAACUUUUACUGAAUUUACGACUGUCGGUCAAUUGUUGAAUAAAGCUUUGGCUGCUAGGUCCAAUAAAUUCGCUAAUCCCCCUGGUCACGGACAUGGACAUGGACAUGGACAUAAGGUUACUUUACCCCUUACAGCUGCAGGUGGGGUAAAAGUAUAA
Molecule: messenger RNA, 1395 nt
Organism: Kwoniella mangroviensis CBS 8507
Lineage: Eukaryota; Fungi; Basidiomycota; Tremellomycetes; Tremellales; Cryptococcaceae
Exons: 4
Coding region: 1-1395 (464 amino acids)
Biological process (GO): regulatory ncRNA-mediated heterochromatin formation; regulation of transcription by RNA polymerase II; RITS complex assembly
Cellular component (GO): SAGA complex
Source: RefSeq, a predicted model, not a curated record